AUGGCAACAUCUUCAACCACUUUAAACUACACCAAUGUCAGAGACAUCUGGUAUACCAUGAUUGGGAUUCCAGGACUGGAGGACUUACACAUAUGGAUCUCCAUCCCCAUCUGUUCCAUGUACAUAGUGGCUAUUGUAGGCAAUGCUCUGCUACUAUUCCUGAUCAUCACGGAACGCAGCCUUCAUGAACCCAUGUACCUUUUCCUUUCUAUGUUGGCACUGGCUGAUAUCUUUCUUUCUACAGUCACAACACCAAAAAUGUUAGCAAUCUUUUGGUUCCAAGCUGCAGGCAUUUCUUUUGCUAGUUGUGUAUCUCAGAUGUUUUUCCUCCACUUCAUCUUUGUGGCAGAGUCUGCCAUACUGCUGGCUAUGGCAUUUGACCGUUACGUGGCCAUCUGCUAUCCACUAAGAUACACCACCAUUCUAACCCCAUCUGUCAUCAUCAAAAUGGGCAUUGCAUCUGUGACUAGAAGCUUCUUCAUCUGCUUCCCCCUGAUCUUUCUUGUUUAUAGACUCACCUAUUGUGGGAAAAGCAUCAUUUAUCACUCAUACUGUGAACACAUGGGCAUUGCCAGGUUGGCCUGUGACAGCAUCAAAGUCAAUAUUUACUAUGGCAUGAUAGUGGCUCUAUUUUCCCUAUGCCUAGAUGUUGUGCUGAUCAUUGUUUCAUAUGCCCUUAUCAUUUGUGCUGUGUUUAGAAUUCCUUCUCGAGAUGCCCGACGCAAGGCUCUAGGUACUUGUGGCUCCCAUGUCUGUGUUAUUCUUCUGUUCUAUACUCCAGCGUUCUUUUCUUUCUUUGCUCAUCGUUUUGGGGGUCAUAGUAUACCACUACAUGUGCAUAUUCUCCUUGCUAACCUCUAUGUGGUAGUACCACCCUCCCUCAACCCCAUCAUUUAUGGAGUGAGGACAAAACAUAUUCAGGAGAGGUUUAUUCAAAUCUUUUCUUUGCACAAGUCAGUUUGUUGA
Messenger RNA from Grammomys surdaster, 966 nucleotides. RefSeq names its product olfactory receptor 52Z1-like. NCBI's taxonomy places the organism in Eukaryota, Metazoa, Chordata, Mammalia, Rodentia, Muridae. The transcript has a single exon. Gene Ontology annotation, biological process: G protein-coupled receptor signaling pathway. Gene Ontology annotation, cellular component: membrane. The record is from RefSeq and is a predicted model, not a curated record. Gene Ontology annotation, molecular function: olfactory receptor activity; G protein-coupled receptor activity. Bases 1 to 966 code for a protein of 321 amino acids.